AUGCGAAGAGCCAACGGUGCAGAUGGUGUGCAGGACGGAGGCCUGAGGAUGAGGAUGGAAGAGGUGUCGCAAGAGGAGAGGCUCCUGGUUAUUGCGGAGAAAAGGAAGAAGCAGACUGAGAUUGAGAACAAGAGGAGGCAGCUGGACGAUGACAGACGACAACUCCAACAUCUCAAGUCCAAGGCACUGAGGGAACGCUGGUUGUUAGAUGGAGCUCCGGCCGAGGAGGAGACUCAAAAGCGCCUGCAGGAGGAUGAGGUGAAAACCAAAAUUCUGGAGCAGGUCAUUUUCAGACUGGAGCAGGAAAUUGAAGAACUGGAGACAGGCGUGCCAGCCAAUAAGGGUGUGGCUAAAGAAAAUGGAGGAGAGAACGGCGUCUGCCAGACCCCCAAGCGGGAGGUGGCCGGCAUUGAGGCCAAGUUGCUGGGCCCCAGUCCCGACCAAGCAAGCGCCGACAACCCCGUCACGCUGGUCUUCAUGGGCUACAAGACAGUGGAGGAUGAGAAGGACGGACGCCCAGCCACGGAAACCGACGGGGCGGAUGGCAACGUGAAGGCCGAGUUCGUGAUGAUCGAGGAUGGGGAGGCCAAGCUGGCUUCAGGGGACGCAGCCACGGCCGACCAGGCUCCGCCCAACGGAAGCAUGGCGGAAAAGGAGAAGGUCGAAGAUGAGAAGGAGAAAAAACAGCGCUGCAAAUGCUGCGUGGUCAUGUGA
Molecule: messenger RNA, 714 nt
Organism: Nerophis lumbriciformis (worm pipefish)
Lineage: Eukaryota; Metazoa; Chordata; Actinopteri; Syngnathiformes; Syngnathidae
Source: RefSeq, a predicted model, not a curated record